GUUCGAUAUACUCAUUGAUUUUUGUUUCUUACUCUAGCUAGUAAUACUGAAUAUCUUAUCCAAUUCAGUUUGACUGUGCAUGAAAUUUCAUUAUCGUUGAAACAGCCCCGUCCAUUUAUUCAAAGAUCUACACACGGACCAAAGGAGACAAAUUCACCUGUUAUUGUGAGAUAAUUAACAAUCUCAGCCUGGAAUGGAUCCUACAGAAAAUCAACGGGGAGGAGAUCAGCCUGGUCAGGGAGUGCUACCAGCCAUACACCAGUUGUGACAUCCGGUACGACCCAGCGAAUUUUACACUAGUGAAUGAAGAUCGACUUGCAUACAUGAACCUUUCUUCUGGACCUCAGUUUUUUUGUAUCUAGACUGACAGUGAAGCAUGUGGACAAAGAUAUGCUACGUCUCAUUUGUACCAACGCUAUUGAUGUGUAUGGACGAGACCGAUGCUUGAUGAAUGUUGUGGAUUACGUUCCACCUGACAACGGCACUUCCAAGAGCCCAACAACAUAUUCACAACGAUUGCCUUCAACUACCCAGUCCUCGGACUCCGUUGAUGUAACUCUGGUGGUUUGCGUCAUAGGUUUACCAAUUAUAGUGUUGUUAGUCAUUCCUUCGCUGUUUUUAUGUUGUUUGAUCCGCUGUAGAAAUCGUAAAGCUUUACAAAGACAAAAUGAAGCCAUGCGUGCUGUUAGACGUACGCCUCAGUUAACGCCAGCAGCGGCUCUUGGACCUGAUCAAAAUGACAUGAGUUCAACACGCGUAAACCCACUAGUUCACCUAAGUAACAACACACUAACUACUGAGUCGCAUCAGCACACAGCAUCAAUACAAAGUACUGCACCAAACGACUCACCACCACCGUAUUCCAGUCUAUUUGAACUAAGAGUCGAACCGCCCCCAUACACGAUACUGCCAGCUGAAAGCUACAACUGCGAGUCUGCUCCAUCGCAACAAACACAGAAUGUUCCGCCUCCAUACACGACAAGAUACACUGCGACAUACAACAGUGUGUCUCUGUCUGCCCAACAACAAGCACCCAAUGAACCGCCUCCACCGUACUCAGUUUGGCAUACCAGCUGAAACUCCACAAAUGGUCUUCGUUGGAUGAAUGAUUUGUUAUCCUGCAUACUUUAUCAUG
Messenger RNA from Physella acuta, 1135 nucleotides. RefSeq lists its product as uncharacterized. The record is from RefSeq and is a predicted model, not a curated record. NCBI's taxonomy places the organism in Eukaryota, Metazoa, Mollusca, Gastropoda, Physidae.